CGACAAUGAGUCAUACAGGUGUCGCCCAACAAAUGUAGUUUCAAUCAUUGCGGUGUUUACAAAUUUUCAUUACCUGGACAAAUUUACUAUAAGCGGAUAAAACUGCAUUAUUGAAACCGAUAAAAUGUUAGUACUCUAGAUGGCGGCAGGCAAAGAAAAACACCAGGAUUCGAACAAGAAGCAUGUCAGUUUUGUUAACGUUGAGGCCCUGCCGCAGAAGAUUCCAGUGAAUAGUUCUAAUGGCGGACUUCUGUUGCAUGUUAAAGGGAACGGGAAAUUGUGCAUUCGGUCAGCCAGCAUUGAUAACGAAAAUGGCUCGGAUAUAGAUAUUCUCUUAAAAAUUAAGAAUCAGACCAAACCAGUCACUUUGCUCUUGCCACAAGAACAGGCGCCGACAAGUUUGGAAAUCAACGGAGACGGUGACAUUCAGUUUUCUAUAAAAGAUGCGGAUGAUGGCAAUCGAAGUAGGUACAACGAUGAAGAAUUUAACGAUUUAAACGGCGAUAACCUGGACUUUAAUGGUGAUAAUAAAGAACGAAAUAAAAAGACACAUCGAAGAAAUAACAGUGACUUUCUUCAAAUAUCUGGAAAAGACUUGAAUAUUGUUGACAGUGAUGAUGAAAGCAAUAAAGACAUCGAAACUAAAGACUGUGGAACAGAUGUUUGUUCUAUCGAUAUUCUACUAUCUGGCGACUCCAACGAAAUUGGUGCCUUGUCUACAGGAUGCUUUAAAUGUAGUAAUUUCACUGACAUAACUUGUGAAAAAUGUAAAGCAGCGGCCGAAAACAAAGAUUUAGAAAAUCCAUGUAGAACUGAUGAUGCAGAAAAAGACUGCUUAAAGUUACAGGAUAUUGUAGACACAGUAUUGAGAUUCGAAAAGUUUAAACCAGCAGAUAGCGAAUCUAUGCUAUCUCCGGACACGCUUCCCAAGGCACAUGAAUCCGAUUGGGGACAGAGUACAUGUAGUGUUGUGUGCCUUAAAGACUCGAUCAGGAAAUCAUACACGUAUCUGCUGGAUGUUCUUGAUCUCCUAGAUCUGUGUGACCAUUUGUACGAGAACUACGUGCUUGAAAUAGAUUUUUAUCAGAAAAUGUUUGAUAUGUGCUAUGAACCGCGUUACGUUAGAAGCGCCAAACGGUCACUUCUGAUGCAUUUGUCAACGAGGGCAGUUCGUCAGGACAGACUGAUAAACGCGCUAUAUGGAUCCGCACAGUAUCAGCUGAUUCCCUACUUCUUCCCGGAAGUUCGAAUCUAAAGUCGGGUCCUACACCAUUGUGUUUGUCAGAGGAAUAGUUCCACAGUUCAAAAGUUUGAAAAGAAGUGGGAUACUUAUGUGUUCUUCUUAAAACAAAAAUACGCAUGUUGUUGAAAUUGUUUAUAAAAAAAACUGCCCGUCGUACAUUGUUUACAGAAAAGUGCCGAGCAGUUAUUGUGCCUUGAGAAAAUAGUAAUCUAUGCUAAAAUUUAAAAUGAUGUAAAUCUUGCAUAAUGUUUCAUCUAUUGUAUUGUGGUUUUUGUUGUCAUUAAUUUGCAUGACGAAUAAAAAAAAUCCGUAUUUAAUUUACAUAUGAAGAGAGCCAAAUAAUCAUAAACAAGCAAAUCAAGUUUUUGGAUGAUUCAUAUGAUUUAUAUAAUGUAUGAUUCAAUGAUAUUUUUUUCACAAUUGCUAUCAUUAACUAUUUUAAUGACACAAAUGUUAGAUUAGUUAUUUUGCGUAUUUUGUGUGAUGUAUGUAUGUGUGGUGUUUUAAUCACACAAGUUACGUUCAGUAUUUUUUUAAAAUCAUAUUCAUAAAUUAAUUUUGACUGCAUUGUUUGGCGCCAUUUUAGCCUAUCGUUCGUUUUUGAUCUCGUCCAUUUUUGUCUUCUUUCUCAGAUAGCUCAGUAAUCAUUGACAUGUAUUCUGUGACAGCGACGAAAAUGGUUAUGUUUUUCUUUCAUUUCAAAACAUGACAAAAAAGUAAGCAAAUAGAAAUUGUGAAAUAGCCGGUCUCGGUCUCAUUUGAUAAUUAUUUUUUAUGUCUUAACAUUGGGUAUUUUUCUCAAAUCGCAAACUUUCAUUUCACGCAGUAAGACCUUGAACCCAUUUAAUCUGUAUUUAAGAUAACCUGAUACAUGUUGACAUAUAUUAAUGUUUAUGCGAUACCAAAUACUGUAAUUAUAGUCCCAUUUUAAAUUCAUCCGCGGAUAUGUUUUACAAGGACUUAGACUUUAAGUGCAAGACUACGUCACACACCAAUCGAAGCUUGAUGUAGGAGCUCUUAUGACAGCAUUUAAGUCUGGUGAUUUUUCAAGUAACCUUAAAACCGAUUUUUCAAGAAACCCGUAUGCGAUCAGUUGUUUUUAUGUAAGAUAAGGUAAAAUGACUGAAUAAACAUGAUGUGAAAUCAGAUAUUGGCAAAAUGACACAUCGAGCAAAUAUUUGUGAUAGCGGCUAUAAUAGAACUAAACAAGGCUUUAAUGAAACUUAUAUAAUCGAUAUACAGGUAGGCGGUGUGACACAGAUGUUCGCACUUUCAUCAUGUUAGGUCUGUACGAGCAAAAUCACCUUUUAUACAUAUUACACCUUUUGAACCAACUGAUAUCGGUCUCAAUUGUGUUUGUUUAUCACUUUAUGAACGAAGAACUACAAACGAAAAUUGAAUGGCGCCCUACCUAUGUUUAAUUUGUACUAAAAUUACUCGCAUUUUUUCUUGUACAACAUGUGUGUAGGUAACUGAAACCGUUGAAAUCCCGUGAAAGAUGCUUGUAAACAGAAAUCGCAUGUACUAUUUAGAUAUACAUUGUUUAAAGUGUUGUUCGUACACAUAUUUCAUAUCAUAAGCUCACGAAAUCGAAAUGGCAUCAUGUAGAUUUUUUCAUAUUUUGUAACAUCAUUCCAUGCCCUAUGGGUAAACAUGUACAGUAAUAAAUAUUGUGUCUUAAACAAUAUCUAAACGAAAAAAAUAAUGUCAUGGCAUAUUUUUACUACAGAAAUUGUCGGUGCCAUUUUUCAAUUUGUAAUAGAGUUGUACGUAACUAUAUUUUUCACAGAGACAUGUUGUUUUACAAAUUUUUAUAUCUAUGAUGUCGCUCACCAACUCUUUUAUAAUAAAUUUGCUUGUGUAUGAGUAUAUAAGGUGUUUUGAAAAUACAGCUUUUGUUGGAAAUAAAGUAAUGUUUUUAUUUGG
Messenger RNA from Mercenaria mercenaria, 3169 nucleotides. RefSeq lists its product as uncharacterized. The record is from RefSeq and is a predicted model, not a curated record. The transcript is spliced from 2 exons. Lineage: Eukaryota; Metazoa; Mollusca; Bivalvia; Venerida; Veneridae. The coding region runs from base 140 to 1255 and encodes 371 amino acids.